AUGCCAGCAACUACGACGACCAAUUCCGUAGUAUCGAAUCUGGUUACGAUGGAUGAACUUCACAAUAGCAUGGAACGCUUCUGGGAGAUUGAAGAGGACAAGUCCACGCCCAACUAUUCUCCGGAUGAGACGAAAUGCGAGGAGCACUUUUUGAAAUGGACAUCCCGAGACAAAACGGGUCGAUAUAUGGUUCGACUCCCCCGUACUGAUUCAGCGAUUAAAUUGAGCGAUAACGAGAAGACUGCUUUGCAUCGUUUCUUUCUUUUAGAAAAACGCCUGGCGCGUGACCCCAAAUUGGAUAAUCGGUACAAAGAAUUCAUGAAGGAGUGUAUCCAUUUAGGUCAUAUGACACCCAUUUCGGAGAGACAGAAAGGGACGAGUGGAUAUUAUUUGCCACACCAUCCAGUCGUUCGGGAGGACAGUGCGACGACCAAGGUGAGGGUCGUCUUUGAUGCGUCGUGUAAAAGUCAAAGCGGAAUCUCGUUGAAUGACACUCUUUUAGUCCAGUUAUCCAAGAAGACUUGCGUUCGAUUAUCGUAA
Molecule: messenger RNA, 540 nt
Organism: Topomyia yanbarensis
Lineage: Eukaryota; Metazoa; Arthropoda; Insecta; Diptera; Culicidae
Exons: 1
Coding region: 1-540 (179 amino acids)
Source: RefSeq, a predicted model, not a curated record